Molecule: messenger RNA, 1248 nt
Organism: Platichthys flesus (European flounder)
Lineage: Eukaryota; Metazoa; Chordata; Actinopteri; Pleuronectiformes; Pleuronectidae
Product: integumentary mucin C.1-like
Exons: 4
Coding region: 101-910 (269 amino acids)
Source: RefSeq, a predicted model, not a curated record
CCUUAAAACCUGAGGACCGCAUACAUUUGACUUGACAUUCAGAUCUGAUCCUAACAGAUUAUACUUGACUAUUUUUCUCCUCACAUCAGAUGGAGAACUUAUGUGUCAAACUUGCACAAGUCAAGCAUGUUCUACACCAGUCCCAGGUCCAUGUCCCUCUGGGAUGUGUGUAACAACCUCCGUUCAAGGACAAAUCUACAAGGCGUGUGCACCGUCCUCCCUGUGCCCAGCCCCAGGCUCGCAGACAUUUUCAGUUAACAUGGAUUUUUUGAGUGCACUUACAUCUGCAACAUGCUGCAACACAGAUAACUGCAACUCAGCCAACCUGCCUUCCCCUGCAGCUGGUUCAGCUAAUAGCCUUCAGUGUUUCAGUUGUAACGCCAUCACCUCUCAAUGCAACAGUUUGAUACAAUGUAAGGGAACAGAGGAUCGCUGUUUUCAAGCCAGUGUGACAAUUGGGUCGAACACAAUUCCAGCUCUUGGUUGCGCGUCUGGAAACAUGUGUGCUGUUGCUUCCAGCCUGGGAACCAUACCCUUCCUGCAAAGUGCUGUUAAAAUCAGUGGACUUGCCUGUUGUGACACCAAUUUAUGUAAUACUCUAACUGCAACAACUACAACUGUUCAAACAACUACAACUGCUCCAACAACUGCACCUGCUGCAACAACUGCAACAACUCCAACUGCUCCAACAACUGCAACUGCUGCAACAACUCCAACUGCUCACACAACUACAACUGCUGCCACAACAACUGCUGCCCCAACAACUACAACUGCUGCCUCAACAACUGCUGCCCCAACAAAAACAAUCUCCACCUCAGCAACAGCUAUAUCUACUUCAAGUGACGCCUGUUGUAUCAGAAUGGGUAUGAUCCAUCUGCUGAUCGGACUCCUAGUCUUUACUGUCUAUUAGAGCAAAGGAAAAAAAUGGGGAAAAGGACCACAGAAGUCACCAGAGAGCCUCUGAAAGACCCCUUUGAAGUCUAACUUUGGAUUUACUCACUGCCAUCUCUAGUAAGUUAUUACAGGGGAUAAAUUAAAUUAUAAAUUUAGGAAAGGGGGUUGGAGUCCAGGGCGGCGGAUGUGGAAUACGAGGGCACCAAUAAAAUAGACACAGGCUUCAGAAACACAAAACAGAGGUGACACAACCUUUUGUCACAGUUUCCAUUUUCUUGGUUCAUACUUGCUUUGAUUUUCUCUCAAAUGUUUGUGUAUUUCAAAUGGACUGAAUGCUCUGACAUUAAAUGAUAU